Messenger RNA from Symbiodinium natans, 681 nucleotides. NCBI's taxonomy places the organism in Eukaryota, Dinophyceae, Suessiales, Symbiodiniaceae. The record is from the annotation of a GenBank genome assembly.
AUGGGCGCCUGCACCCACGAGAGUCUAAACCCAUCGAAUGCGGAGCCGCCCGUGCCUACCAACGCCCUCUGCGGUGCAGCAAAAGUGAGCGACAGUUCAUCCUACUGCUCGCGUACUGUAGAGGAGAAUGAGAGUUCCAUGGGCUACAGAGUGCUGCGCACCUUCGUUGAUGUAGAGAUCCCAGAAGCCGUCGAAAUGACCCCGCGGCCUUCGAGCUGUGACGGGCGUCUCUGUGCGGACUUCAACAUCAAAGCAAAGUGUAAGGGACACCCGGUCCUUUGCUCGCCCUGUCGCUUCUUCUCGCGUGGGCACUGCAGCCGGGACCGGGGCUGUGACCUGUGCCAUGCACCGCAUCGCCGCAUCGAGGUGGAGUUCGGAUCAAAAGAUCGGGCUUUGCUCGCGAGAUGCAGUGAAGCGCAGGUUCUGAACCUUCUGUGGCCAGAAGUGGUCGAGAAGGUGCGCACCUGGAUCGGCGGUGCCAAGGCGAGGAAGAUCAUCCUGUUCUUUGCCUUCAGGCUUUGGGCCAACUUGCCGGAAGCAAACCCUGUUCCGAAAGUCAACAUCAGGACCUUGAGCGAGAGCUCAUUAGGAACCACCUUGCGAUGGGCCUGCAGAUACUUGCCGGCUGAGCCGGCGGCGCGUCUCCGGCAACUUUUUGAGGAGAUGUGGCGCAGUGCGUAA